UAUGAUUUUGAUACCCGGCAGCACACACUUUUGAUUCUCGUUGUACUGGGACUUAUCUUGUGGACGGGCUCCUCGCAGGCUGCCCGUCGCCUGAGGAAGAAGCCGAAGGUCUACAACGCCCUCAUCACCACCGACGACAAUCUGACCUCCAGCCGGGCCUAUCCGGUCAUCCAGCCCACCAUCCACGAGCCGGGUUACGCCCCCUUCGGACCCUACAAUCCCUAUGGCUUCUACAGUCCUCCAACUGUGCGGUUCGGCCAGCCGAUUGUCCCUGGACUGACGCCAAAUGAGAGGCUCCCCUACCCCCUGCCAUCUGCUGCCCAGUUUCCAGGUGGCUAUGCUCCAUAUGAGCCCCAACAGGCGGUGGAAUCACCCGGAUCCGUGGAGCCACAGGAGGUGCCCAAGGAGCAGAUGCCCACUCAACCACUCAACCAGCAGGGACUGCCGCCCGUACUCAUCCCCCUGCCCUCGCAGUUCAGGGGGGGACAGCCCAUGCACCUGCCUCCCUAUCCGUAUAGCCAAUAUCCAGUGAUCUACGAUCAGGCGGCGGGCUACAUAAGGCAGAACUAUCUGCCGCCCUAUGAUUACUACCCCAGUCAGGGUUAUCCCAUUCGUGAGGCUGCUCCAGCUACUACUGCUCCGAGGAUAGAGGAGGAUUCUCAGCCUCAGGCCCCACCGAAUCCCCCACAGAAUGCAGCCGAAAUACAGCCUCUGCCACUGGACAAUCUGGAACCGGCGCAGCCCAGCUUCGAGGACAUUCGCAACGGAUCGGAGAGCAAAAACAGUGCGGUUCCGGAUGUUCCACCUCCGCCGAUACCCUCGGGACCCAAACGUAUAACCGGAUAAUUCCGGUUGCCCAGACGCAGCACACACGUAUUUAUUACCAUUUCGCUUAGGCAUAUAAUAUCGAUUCGAUUGUACAAUGUCGCUUAACCCGUAAGCUAAAGUAAGAGUUCAUUCAGAGAUAACGAAUAAAUAAUACAAAAUCAGCCCA
Drosophila takahashii is the source of this 994-nucleotide messenger RNA. RefSeq names its product fibrous sheath CABYR-binding protein. Lineage: Eukaryota; Metazoa; Arthropoda; Insecta; Diptera; Drosophilidae. The record is from RefSeq and is a predicted model, not a curated record.